Molecule: messenger RNA, 4233 nt
Organism: Wyeomyia smithii (pitcher-plant mosquito)
Lineage: Eukaryota; Metazoa; Arthropoda; Insecta; Diptera; Culicidae
Gene: Hsl
Product: hormone-sensitive lipase
Exons: 6
Coding region: 556-3222 (888 amino acids)
Biological process (GO): cholesterol metabolic process; triglyceride catabolic process
Cellular component (GO): cytosol
Molecular function (GO): triacylglycerol lipase activity; sterol ester esterase activity
Source: RefSeq, a predicted model, not a curated record
CAUGCUUUUGAAGGUUUUGUUUUGUUUUUCUCGGCCAAGAAAAGUUUCACGAAAAGAAUUCAUUGUGCAUUUGCAUUUCAUCGCGCCAUUCGCACUCUAGUUUCAAAUUCCAGCAGUGCUUUACGCUUUCGGCACGUCCAUUAGAAUAAAAUUCAUAUUGAUACCGUUUUUUCUGUGCUUGUGAUUACUGCAAAUAAAAUAGUAUAGUGUUUUGGAUGCGGAGGUAUUGCAUAUGUUUUGCUGAAAAAAUGGUAUAGAACAGAUCACGAUAUGUAAGGCGUAUCGAUAAAUUGAUUAGCAGCAGCACAUUUAGCAAAACAAUUGAGCUAUCUAUCUAUCGACGUCUUCGUUUGCGUGGCAAAAGGAAAUAAAAAGAAAAAUGUGCAUGUAAUAUUCGAAUCGAUAAGCCGAGCUCAAAGUUCACGAUUACUCAGAAUCCGGGAGCGGCAUGAUAAGAGCAAGAAACGCAGCAUUAUCUCGGAUUGGUCUCUAAUCACUCGUGAAAGAGCUGCGUUGUGAUUCAAUUUAGCAGAAAUCGUUUAGGCGUACGUAAUCAUGUCGAGCCCAAAAGCGGAAACAGAACCAAUCGUGUCCUAUAAUCCCGAUGCAGAUGAUGAAGGAGCCGUUCUACUAGCGGUUAGUGCAAAAAGCGAACCUGAUCUGACUUCGGAGUUGAAGCAAAGUACCGACGAGUUGUAUUUGUUUGAUACGUUGAUAGAGUUGUGCAGGAAUAAUAUAAAAUAUUUCGAGGAGGAUGAGACGGAGUCCGGGCUGAGGAUCCAUGGUGCCUUUGUAGGAUUGAUUGACCACAUCGAAACUGCGAAACCAUUGGUAACGGAAGUUCAGGGAUUUGUCCAUGAAUACGAUCUUGAUCCAGCUAGUCCGGGCAAUGGCUUUAGAAGCUUUUUGUAUGUAAUGAAUAGUUGCGUAAAAACAACACUGAAACUGGCGAGAUAUGUUAUGGAAAAUCGGGGAACAAUUUUGUUCCGAAAGGCUGUCUAUGUCAAAGAGGUAGAGGCAUACAAUCACCUAAUGGCAAGUCUAUGUACUUGUCUCAAACACUGUCAUACACUCCGAAAGUGGAGCAAACCUGGAGAACUUUUUCCCGAGGCACAUUCCGUUGAAGAAUUACUCAGUAAAGCUGAGACAAUAAACCAAUUUUGCUUCUACGGGCGAUGUCUUGGCUUUCAGUUUUGUGAAUCUAUGAGGCCGCUUCUCAAAUUUAUCUCUAUCGGAAUGGCAGGUUUUUCCGAGGGGUACUAUUCCGAAGGCGGUCGAAUUUCCAAAGCCACUAGCCUUAUGUAUACCAGCACUAAAUAUAUGUUAGAUCCGGAACUACGAGCCCGUCGGAUCGUUAAUAUCUCUCAGCAUUCAAAUGUAGACUUUUGCAAAGCCUUCUGGUUUCUUGCGGAAUCCGAACUGUUGCACUCGCUUCCGUCCUUUGUUGGAUUUAAGGUAAAAGUUAGCCGUGUCAUUACUAUCCCUCCGGAGCCGCUCGCGCUUAAAGCCGAGAAAUCUGACAAAAUGAUAGACAUUCCCGUACCAAAAAGCUAUAGCGGACCUGGCCCGAUAAGUGCAAGACUAAUCAGCGCCGUCAAACGUAAAGGCAUGAUAGGAGAGAAAGUUAAUACUCGAAGUACAAUACAUCCUCCUUCUUCAAGUUUGCUAUUUCAUUGCCAUGGGGGAGGUUUUGUGGCACAGAGUUCUAAGUCUCAUGAAAGCUACUUAAGAGAGUGGGCAGUGCAGUUGAACGUGCCAAUACUCUCUAUUGAUUACAGCCUCGCGCCAGAGUCGCCAUUUCCUCGUGCUUUGGAAGAAGUAUUCUAUGCUUAUUGCUGGGCGCUCAAAAAUUGUGAACUAUUGGGAACGACGGCAGAAAAAAUUAUCUUCGCUGGUGAUUCCGCUGGAGCCAAUUUAAAUCUAGGUUGUGUAAUGAGAUGUAUCGAAAUGGGUGUACGACGACCGGAUGGUAUUUUCCUAGCCUACUGUCCGGUGCUCAUCAGUUUUGUUCCCAGCCCUGCUCGAAUGUUGUGUCUGAUGGAUCCGCUAUUGCCGUUCGGAUUCAUGAUGCGCUGUCUUAAAGCGUAUGCUUGUCCUAGUCGUGACGUUUUGGAACACAAUCGCCGUCGGUUGCAGGAAAGACAAGCUGUUGUUAAUGCUGGAAGCUCUACGGUAAACAACUCGACGUCUUCUUACGAAUUAGUUCAGCAUAACCGAGACGCAGAAGAAAAACCUGAAAUUAAAUCUGUCCUGGACGACGCCAGAUCAGACCACUCCGGAUCUCCGGAUAAUUCCGCUUGGGAUCAACUAAAUAGUAUUAACACUGUACAGCUUAACAAUCAGCAUCUAAGUCCUUUAAGUGACACAAUCAGCGACACUCUGGCUCUGAAAAGUCAGACAGUCGGAAAUACUAUCGAUCUGAUGAGCCCUGAUGAGAGUAAUACAAUUACUUCGCUGGAAGAGGAUUCCCAACCCAUUACUCUUCAGCAGGUCAACUUGGGAACUGAGCAAAGCAAUGUCACAGUUAUUGAUGACCUCGAUAUUGACUUACCCAGCGACAUGAGUUCCGAACAGAAUACAAAUAAAAACGUCUCCGAUUUCAUUGAAAGAUACGUGCUGGACACGACUACGAACGCCGCCGGCGAACUUGAACCUAUAUUGAGACCAGUUUCUCGCACUGCUUCUGAAGAAAAUGUCGUACUGGACAUUGGCAGAGAAACACUUAGCGUUCAAAACCUGCAGGAGAAAGUCUCAACUGUUGCCAGCAGCUUAGUCAAUCGUGUUUCGUCUACAUUCAACGCUAUCACCAUGUCAAAACCGAUCAGCAGCAGCGAAUCGCUGUCAGAGUUUCAGAGUAAUUUGGAUGCUCUCAUUGCCCGCAGUCCGUCGGAUGAAUUUAUUUUUGAGGUGCCGAAAGAUUCGCACCUUUCACCGUAUUGGGCUACGGACGAAGUGCUGAGUCAAUUUCCGCCAACUAAAAUAUUAACGGUUGUAUUAGAUCCAUGUCUGGAUGAUUGUGUUAUGUUCGCGAAAAGACUGAAGAACUUGAACAAUCCGGUAACACUGGAUAUUUUGCCGGGGCUUCCGCAUGGCUUUCUCAAUUUUGCUUCGAUUUCCAAGGAAGCGCAUGAGGGCUCAAAAAUGUGCAUUAAACGAAUCGCUGAGUUGUUGGAACAGUCCGACCAGGCGCCGGACGACGGAACCUCGAAAAACUGUUGUUAGCGAUUCAGUGGCUGCCUCUUCGAAUCAAAGCAUUUGUUUCGCAAAGGUAGUGAGCGUAUUGCUAACGUUUAAAGCAGCUGCAGCAGCAUGUGCAUAGUGAUUGUUGAAUUUAUAAUGCUAAAAUUUAGCAAAUGCUUUCAAAAGUUACUGUUGACAAAGACUAACAGCCGAAAUUUUUGUGCAAUCAUAUUUGUUACUGUUUUUUUUAUAUUAAAAACAUUGCUCUUCGUUAGCUCUUAGUAAAUACUCAGAAAUCAGUAAAACAAAAAUCAAAGACUUUGAAAUGAAAUGGAAAUACGAUUUCCCAAAAAUCUUUUGCCUUUGCUUAGGGUCCAAAAUUGUUCGCAAAUAAAAAAAUUAAACCCGAAACGCCUGAACCUUUUAGAAAAACAUUCAAGCACUUAAGCUCAAACAAAAUUUACUUGAAAGCAAUACUACGCUUAGCAGUUAGGCGCAACCUCUCGGUUUGAUAUUUAUGUUUUUUCAUAAAAAACUACAAAGAAACCUGAAGUAUUUAACUCGAAACUAAACCACUGAUCGAUAAGUUUUGCUCACAAUCAUUAAACUAACUCUAACCGCCAUUUUUUCGAAUAAUCGAAAUUAAUAUUGCUGUUUAUCUAGUGUCUAUUCGAUUGACUGCUAUACAAUCUCAUUGUGUUAAUUCGUGUACUUUGAAUUUCAAAAAACCAAAGAUAUACAAUGAUGACAACUAAAUGUUCCAUCUACUUACUAAGUGCAACUAUACUGAGUUUCGAUUAUUAGUUUUUAAAAUAUUUACUCGGGAAUGGUUUGGAAAAUAUAUUUACAACCUCAUCUAAUUUCCACAAACGACUAAACCACGUCAUCAAACGAUAAUAGAUGUACCUUCGGAAUGAACAUUUCAACUAAAACUAUUGUUAAUUAAAACGCAACUUACAUAAUAUAUUUUCAGUGUUAAAUCAAAAUGAAUAUAAUACUGUAUAAAUCAUAAAUUAUAUACAUGUAAUAAAUUGAAAUCACUGUUCAACACUU